AUGAGCGGCGCUGCCAAUGAUGAUGAAAAGCACUGGACAGAAGCUGCCUCCAUGGUCAAAGUACCAGGAACCAACCUACAUGGCCAAUCUUGCAUCACUGCAUCACUGAUGGGUCAAGUCAAGUCACCUCCUCAACAAGCCCCAAGACCGGUGUGGAUCACUUGCAAAACACCUGGGAUGGACCGUCAAAGGAUAAAAACGACGGACUGUGCAACGAUCAUUCAGCGGAAGCCAUUCACACUACUUUCGUGGAGGUUUAAGCUCGCUGCCCAAUUGCCGGCGUCCGGGGCACCUCCUAGCGCACUUGUAGGGUCCACUAUCACGCCCCUCUACCAUUCUCGUGGGCACCUUCCAUGCAUCUGUCGCCCAUUAUCAGAGGCUCAGGCGCUGCCUGCUUUCACCUCCGCGCUCGCUCUCGCCAAGGGCAUUGUUUCUCACCAAGCCAUCCCUUCCGUGGUCCCCGGUCCUGGCGAAGAGCUACCCCAUAUUUUUGAGCUGUUGCUCUGUCAAUCAUCCUCACACCUCCUUCUCGCGCCCCUUGGAUCCGACCAUAGUCGGUUACCCUCCCUCUCUUAUCUUCGACCGUCUGAGAGCCGGAGCAUUCAAGAGGGAGGGAAAGAUCGUCCAUGUUACGCUCCACGAAAUCUAUCCCUCGGUGGAGUGCAGGAGCAUAUGUCGAAACGGCCACAUGCAUCAGACUUUCCGUCCGGCAGUCCGUCCCGCCGCGUACGCAAAACUGUCGCGACAGCCGAGUUAUCUCCCCGGAGCCGCAAUGAUGGGACAAUUGAACUCCUAGAACCACCACCAACUAGGGACAGUGGCCCUGCACCGCAGCCUGGGAGGACGGGCUCCCCAGAUCCUGCAUGGAGAACGCCAACCACCCGAUCCAUAGGGAUGCAUGCCAUUCUUAAUCCUUCCCAUACCCUGGCUACGGGACAUUCUGUCCAGCAGGCCAAUCGCGAUAUUGUCGGAGCUACGCCAUCGACAUCCCCCUCUCCAUCGACUAAUCCGCACGUAACACCAUCCUCUGCGGGAUUAACACCCCAAUCGGACCGUUCAAUAUCACAACAUGAUCGCACGAUAUAUUCCCCCCUUCCUCAACGUCAUAUACUUACGGCAAAAUCGCCUGGAGCCCGCGCUGCAAGUAUUGGGGCUUCUUACGGCCCUGCCCGUGGAACUAUGGCUGUGGAGAACAAUCCAUUCCUUCCUACCCAACAACUAUAUGGAGACCCCACCAUGCGGCCAACAAUGGAGGCUCCUCUGUCAAUGAGAUAUUCCAUAUCCCAUCCAUCUAUUCCUCCGACUACACUCCCUAUUGAUCCGCGGCCCAUAACUGGACGACAAUCAUCUGGCCCCCAAACGACAGCCCCAGGUACAUCCAAUACAGCAUAUAGUCCUUUAAUCCAAGGUUCGCAUGUUCCGGCAUCUACCAAUUUGCUUCAACAGCCGGUUACUUCACUAUCUCAGUCUGCAGGAAUCUCAUUUACUGGUGAAGAAAACCGAAGUAGAACGCCACACGAGGGCGGAUCUAGUUACGCGUUUGUUGGCGGACAGAAUAAAUUUGCUUCACCCAGGGAUAUUCAGUCACGAUUGAGCGUGCCAGUGGAUUUUGAUUCUGGGUCACGAAAGGCAGCAGAGAAACGACUAAAGAAUAGCGAUGCUUCCAAGAGGUUCAGGGAGAGAAAAAAGGUUAAUGAGAAGGAAAUGAAACAGGAAGUGGAAAGACAAAAGGACGACAUCAAAUUUUUGACUGAAGAGAGAGACUUCUACCGCGUGGAGCGGGACUUUUUCAGAACACUUUACGACAGAGAGAUUGGCUUACAUCGUAUCCCACCGAGACCCACGUCCCCCCGGCUUCGCCAGUCGUCUGCCCCGGUUUCUGAAUCAGAAAGUGAACAGCCGUUGCAAGAUCGCCUGGAGCGACCAGGCGGUGAGAGACAUGUACGCCAGAGGACAAGUUCUGCGCCAACUAGGCUGCCUUUACCUCCCAUGUCACCAGCCCAAUCGAACCCGUACCCCUCCUCAUGGAGCACCUCAGCUUCAGUUACGCCCAUUUCUCAAACAGCGCGAUCCGGUCCGCAGUCCCACUAUCCCGCGGCUUGCGUUCCUCCUGAUGCUUCCUUGCCUCCUAUACAAUCCCCAAGAGAGCCGCCGGAGAGGAGCUGGAAUACUGGUCCUUAG
This is a messenger RNA of Histoplasma capsulatum G186AR, 2181 nucleotides long. RefSeq lists its product as uncharacterized. Gene Ontology annotation, biological process: regulation of DNA-templated transcription. Gene Ontology annotation, molecular function: DNA-binding transcription factor activity. Lineage: Eukaryota; Fungi; Ascomycota; Eurotiomycetes; Onygenales; Ajellomycetaceae. Bases 1 to 2181 code for a protein of 726 amino acids. The transcript has 4 exons. The record is from RefSeq and is a predicted model, not a curated record.